Limanda limanda (common dab) is the source of this 555-nucleotide messenger RNA. It is a transcript of the gene rpl24, whose product is annotated as ribosomal protein L24. Gene Ontology annotation, cellular component: cytosolic large ribosomal subunit. NCBI's taxonomy places the organism in Eukaryota, Metazoa, Chordata, Actinopteri, Pleuronectiformes, Pleuronectidae. The coding region runs from base 37 to 510 and encodes 157 amino acids. Gene Ontology annotation, molecular function: mRNA binding; structural constituent of ribosome. The record is from RefSeq and is a predicted model, not a curated record. Gene Ontology annotation, biological process: cytoplasmic translation. The transcript has 6 exons.
GCUUUCUUUCCGGUUGUGUGCCCUCUCGUCGCCAUCAUGAAGGUCGAGUUGUGCAGUUUCAGUGGGUAUAAGAUAUACCCCGGCCAUGGCCGCCGAUACGCCAGGAUAGACGGAAAGGUGUUCCAGUUCUUGAACCACAAGUGCGAGGCUGCUUUCCUGUCCAAGAGGAACCCCCGACAGAUCAACUGGACUGUGCUGUACAGACGCAAGCACAAGAAGGGACAGUCUGAAGAGGUGAGCAAGAAGCGCACCCGUCGUGCUGUCAAAUUCCAGAGGGCCAUCACUGGGGCCUCCCUGGCUGAGAUCAUGGCCAAGAGGAACCAGAAGCCUGAGGUCCGUAAGGCUCAGAGGGAACAGGCCAUCAGAGCUGCCAAGGAGGUCAAGAAGGUGAAGCAGGCCUCCAGGAAGCCCGCUGCCCCAAGUGCAAAGUCCGCCACCAAGACUGCACAGAAACCCAAGGUUGCCAAGACCAUGAAGAUCAGCGCACCCCGUGUUGGUGGAAAGCGCUAAGCUCAUGAUUUAGGGUUGUGAAUAAAAUUUUGUGGUUAACCAUCA